UCCCAGUGGCGAGAGGAGGAGGAGGAAGCCGGGAGCGGAGCGGGGCGGCUGGGGGUGGGGGGGGUGGACCCGCCGCGGCUGCUGCUGCCACCACCGCCACCGCCACCGCCGCUGCUGCCGCCGCCACCACCGCUCGUGGGGCUCGUGGCGUGAGGAAGGAGUCGACGAGUGAGACCCCGGCGCGAGCGGGCGGCGGCGCCGCUGCUGCUGCUGCUGCUGCUGCUACUGCUGCUGCGGGAGGGUCGGCGGCGGGACGGCGAUGGCGGAUAUCGAUAAACUCAACAUCGACAGCAUCAUCCAACGGCUGCUGGAAGUGAGAGGGUCCAAGCCAGGCAAGAAUGUCCAGCUCCAGGAGAACGAAAUCCGAGGACUCUGCCUGAAGUCUCGGGAGAUCUUCCUCAGUCAGCCUAUCCUUUUAGAACUUGAAGCACCACUCAAGAUAUGUGGUGACAUCCACGGGCAGUACUAUGAUUUGCUCCGUCUGUUUGAGUACGGUGGCUUCCCUCCAGAGAGCAACUAUUUGUUUCUCGGGGACUAUGUGGACAGGGGCAAACAGUCACUAGAGACGAUCUGCCUCUUGCUGGCCUACAAAAUCAAGUAUCCAGAGAACUUUUUUCUUCUCAGAGGGAACCAUGAGUGUGCCAGCAUCAAUAGAAUCUAUGGAUUUUAUGAUGAGUGUAAAAGAAGAUACAACAUUAAGCUGUGGAAAACGUUCACAGACUGUUUUAACUGCUUACCGAUAGCAGCCAUCGUGGACGAGAAGAUAUUCUGCUGUCAUGGAGGUUUAUCACCAGAUCUUCAAUCUAUGGAGCAGAUUCGGCGAAUUAUGAGACCAACUGAUGUACCAGAUCAAGGUCUUCUUUGUGAUCUUUUGUGGUCUGACCCCGAUAAAGAUGUCUUAGGCUGGGGUGAAAAUGACAGAGGAGUGUCCUUCACAUUUGGUGCAGAAGUGGUUGCAAAAUUUCUCCAUAAGCAUGAUUUGGAUCUUAUAUGUAGAGCCCAUCAGGUGGUUGAAGAUGGCUAUGAGUUUUUUGCAAAGAGGCAGUUAGUCACUCUGUUUUCUGCACCCAACUACUGUGGCGAGUUUGACAAUGCAGGUGCCAUGAUGAGUGUGGAUGAGACCCUCAUGUGUUCCUUCCAGAUUUUAAAGCCUGCAGAGAAAAAGAAGCCCAACGCCACGAGACCUGUCACACCGCCACGGGGUAUGAUCACAAAGCAAGCAAAGAAAUAGAUGUCACACUGCCUGGUUGGGACUUGUAACAUAGCGUACAUAACCUUCCUUUUUAAACUGUGAUGUGCUGGUCAGCUUGCCCAGGUAGACCUGU
This is a messenger RNA of Mus pahari (shrew mouse), 1325 nucleotides long. It is a transcript of the gene Ppp1cc, whose product is annotated as protein phosphatase 1 catalytic subunit gamma. The record is from RefSeq and is a predicted model, not a curated record. Gene Ontology annotation, molecular function: protein serine/threonine phosphatase activity. NCBI's taxonomy places the organism in Eukaryota, Metazoa, Chordata, Mammalia, Rodentia, Muridae. The transcript is spliced from 6 exons. Gene Ontology annotation, cellular component: nucleus; cytoplasm. Bases 260 to 1231 code for a protein of 323 amino acids.